Messenger RNA from Cydia splendana, 1436 nucleotides. It is a transcript of the gene MagR, whose product is annotated as iron-sulfur cluster assembly 1 homolog, mitochondrial. Gene Ontology annotation, molecular function: 2 iron, 2 sulfur cluster binding. The record is from RefSeq and is a predicted model, not a curated record. Bases 106 to 501 code for a protein of 131 amino acids. The transcript is spliced from 3 exons. Lineage: Eukaryota; Metazoa; Arthropoda; Insecta; Lepidoptera; Tortricidae. Gene Ontology annotation, cellular component: cytoplasm; mitochondrion. Gene Ontology annotation, biological process: iron-sulfur cluster assembly.
AUUUUUUAAUCUUUUGACAGAACAGAAUCUAAAUCCAAUGAAAAUUCAAAAAUAAAUAAUAUAGACCAAUAUUAUAUUAUGAAACAGUAAGGAAAAAAAUACGUUAUGGCAACCAAAACUAUUGCAACUGCCACUGUGAGGGCUGUGAAGAAGCGAUUGCUGCCUUCUCGUGCUGCCCUGGUGCUCACUCCCUCGGCAGUAAACAAGGUCAAGGAAAUAAUGGCUAAAGAAGAGGCUAAAGGAUUCAUCGGGCUGAAAGUGGGUGUCCGGCAGAGAGGUUGCAAUGGUCUCUCCUACACACUGGAUUAUGCUAAGACUAAAGAGAAAUUAGAUGAAGAAGUGAAACAGGACGGAGUCACGAUUAUUAUAGAUAAGAAGGCACAGUUAACAUUAUUAGGAACUGAAAUGGACUUUGUAGAGAAUAAAUUAUCAGCAGAGUUUGUGUUUAACAACCCAAACAUCAAGGGCACCUGUGGCUGCGGAGAAUCCUUUAGUAUAUAGAAAAUACAACAUAGGAAGGCGUUCAUGCCAAUAGUAAUAAAUUAGAAAAGUUACUCUGCAGUUUAAAGUAAGAAUGCUAAGCAUGAAUAAUUUUAUACAUUGACCUGCCAUUUCCAAUCAUCCCACACGGCAGGAUUGACUGCAGUGCAGGUGGCAUUGGCCACUGUGCGAGCGGGCAGCAAAAUAAUUAUGCGCGUGCAACAGAGAUAGCAAUUGGCAGGUCAAUGUACGAAAUUAUUCGUGUGUGGCAUACUUACUUCAACAAUAUUGUAUCUCAAUGACCGUUUAACAGUCUUGAGUAUUCUGUAUUCAAUAGUAGCAUAUUUAAAAAAAAGAUCUGUAAUGAGUAGUCUUUGUAGAUAGCUUGACUGAGGAUCAACACUUUAAUAUGUGCACAUGCUAUGCUAUGUUUAAGCCCCUACUACACGGUCGCCGACAAGCCUUCAGACCGCGUGGCCUUGGUCCGUCCCGGACCGUAUAGACAGUUGUUUCCAACAAAAUUUGACCAAAACUGACCAAGGACAGACCAAGGUCAGACAGUUAGAAGGCUUGUCGGCGACCGUGUAGAAAGGGCUUUACCAGCCAAUUAGAUAAAUUUAUCUUGCAAACAUUGCAUGCAUAUUGUGAGCUGCAGGAAAUUUCCUAGAAGUUGAAAUUAUAACUUAAAAUCAUGCCUAUCUACAUGUAUUUGAGUUUAUAUCAGUACAGUAUUCUCAUUUACAGAACUUCUCAUAAACUAUAUUACAUUAAUAUCUGAGGUCAUGAUUGCAAUCUUAUGAGGCAACAAAUUUAAUUGUGAGUGAAACCAACAAAGUUGGCAAUUCAAUGUAUAUUUUUGUAGUAUACCUGUAAGUUAUGCUUAGCUGUAGUUAAAAAAAGGAUUACUUUUAAUUUAUCUGAUUUUUCUGAAAUAAUAAAUAGAUUGAACAAUUAAA